Messenger RNA from Ictidomys tridecemlineatus (thirteen-lined ground squirrel), 4172 nucleotides. RefSeq names its product EF-hand calcium binding domain 14 (gene Efcab14). Gene Ontology annotation, molecular function: calcium ion binding. The record is from RefSeq and is a predicted model, not a curated record. Lineage: Eukaryota; Metazoa; Chordata; Mammalia; Rodentia; Sciuridae.
CUCAAACUCAGCCGGAGCGCUUCAGGUGGGGGGAGCUACGGUCGCCCCCUGAGUACCGCCCCCUCGCCCCCCGGCCCAGACAGCAGGGCUGGGGUCUACCAGGCACCGGACUAGCUGCUGUCGCUCCAGGUCCUCCUACCCGGACUCCCUUCAAACUCAGGACGGAGGCCAGAGAACGGUGAUCAUCCCAAACCCCCUCCGCCUUCCCGGCCGGAGCUUUUUCCCAUCGCCCGGGCAGAGUUCCGGGUUGUAGUGCGGCGGGGGCAAACCCCCUCCUGCCGCCACUUCUCCAACCAGCGAGUUCCCACUGUCUUGCUCUGCAUCGCCUCUUCUCCACCCUUUUCAAGAACAAGUCCUGUCCCAGACGUUCAAAGUAUCUAUUCUGGGUGUCCUGCCCCAGCUCUUGGAGCACUCUUAGAAAUAUUGCCUAUUUACCAGGGCUGAGAAUAUCUCAUUCUUGACGUAGCUUUUCUCCCCUUUGGGAGAUAAAGGUUGCCCCCUUUCCACUCUCUUACCCGACAGACACUUCAUGACCCAGGCUUUAGCUAUUUGGAUCAUCAGCGCCUCGGCCAUCUCUAUGUGACUUCCCCCACCCGUUUGAGUUCCAGUGUCCUCUGGGCUUCAUUCUCCAGCCCCCAGCGGAUCUGGUCAGUCCCGCCCCUGGGUGGGAGUGACCAGGGGGCUCUGGCCCAGGAUUUCCCACCCUGGAAGGUAGUAGCUCCAAAGCAGCAAGAGAAUUGGGCGUCGGGUACGAACCUGGCAGCUCAGGAGUGGGUGCACCACCCACCCCACACAAGAAGAUGAAAAAGCGCAGAGAGCUUAAUGCAUUGAUCGGUUUGUCUGGGGACAGCCGGAGAAAGAAGCCCAAGAAAGGCUCAAGCAGCCACCGUCUGCUACGCACUGAGCCUCCUGACUCAGACUCUGAUUCCAGCUCAGAGGAGGAAGAGGAAUUCGGUGUUGUUGGAAAUCGCUCUCGCUUUGUCAAGGGAGACUACUUACGAUGCUGCAAGAUCUGUUAUCCUCUCUGUGCUUUUGUCAUCCUCGCGGCCUGUGUUGUGGCCUGUGUUGGCUUGGUGUGGAUGCAAGUUGCUCUGAAGGAGGAUCUGGAUAUUCUCAAGGAAAGAUUUAGAACAAUGGAAUCUAAUCAGAAAAGCUCAUUCCAGGAAAUACCCAAACUUAAUGAAGAACUACUCAGUGAACAGAAACAACUUGAGAAGAUUGAGUCUGGAGAGCUGGGCUUGAAUGAUGUCUGGCUCAACAUCACAGAAAUGAAUAAGCAGAUUUCUCUGUUGACUUCUGCAGUAAACCACCUUAAAGCCAAUGUUAAGUCAGCUGCAGAUUUAAUUAGCCUGCCUACCACUGUAGAAGGACUUCAGAAAAGUGUAGCUUCCAUUGGCAAUACUUUAAACAGUGUCCAUCUAGCUAUGGAGGCAAUACAAAAAACUGUGGAUGAACACAAGAAAACCGUGGAAUUGCUGCAAAGUGAUAUGAAUCGGCACUUCUCAAAUUGGACCAAUGGAAGCAACAAAAUCAUUCCAGCACCCUCAGCUACAUCAGAACUUGAUAAUAAAACCCACAGUGAGAAUUUGAAACAGGAUAUCCUGUAUCUUCAUAACUCUUUAGAGGCGGUAAACAGUACCCUAGUAGCAUACCAGAGACAGAAUGAUCUUAAACUCGAGGGGAUGAAUGAGACACUCAGUAAUCUCAUUCAGAGAACCAACCUGAUAGAAAGCAAUGUGGUUUUUGCUCUGAGUGAAGUAGAAAACACAACAAACCUGACCUCCAGCAUGGUGAGUGAUAGAGCUGCCAUUCUGAAAAGAGAGUCUUUGGAUCAAGGGGCCAACAGAACUGAUAUCAUAAAAACCCAAAACAUAAAGAAGGAAGAGAGUCCAAAUUCUCAGGUAUCCAAGCUGCGAGAGAAACUGCAGCUGAUCAGUGCUCUCACAAACAAACCUGAGAGCAACAGGCCUCCAGAGAUUGCAGAUGAAGAACAAGUACAGAGUUUCACAUCAAAGCCAUCCACAUUGCCAAAAUUCUCACAAUUUCUUGGAGACCAAAUUGAGAAAACUGCCCAACUAAGGCCUGUCUCCUUACCAGGAAUUUCUAGCAUUGAAGAUCUUCAGGAUUUAUUCCACAAGACUGGCCAGGAUGUGGAUGGGAAGCUGACCUACCAGGAAAUCUGGAACUCUCUAGGUUCUACCUUGCCAGAUCCAGAGAGCUUGAGAGCAUUUGAUUCCAAUGGAGAUGGAAGAUACUCAUUCCUGGAGCUAAGAGUAGCUUUAGGUGUCUAGCCACAACAGGCGUUAUUUUAGGAAUGGAUGUAUACCCUGGACUACCUAAAAUCUACUUACAUAACGAAAACAACCCUUUUAUGCAUCAGCCCUCUAGUCCUCCAAACUAUUGUAGCAAACAUAUUGCCACCUUCUAACUUGUUUGAAAAGCUAUACAAAAGUUAUUUUUUUAAAAAAGAAAACCAUUUUACUUAUAAUCUGAUGUUCAUAAAUCUAUAAUUUCCUGAAACCAGUAAUAUCUUACAUUUUAAAAUUGCCAGGAAAAGAAAUAAUAAAGCCCUCUUUUUUUUUCCUUCCUUUUUUUUGAAGGGAGGAGACCUUAUCUUUUAAAACUGGAAAAUGUAUAUACAGAGAGAAUAAGCCACCUUUUAUAUUUCAUAUAAAUUUGCCUUAAAUAGCUGCACUUUAUAGAGACUCAGAAGAUGUCUUGUCUUCAAAAGAUAGGCCUUUUCUGUUUGUAAAUAUUUAAAAUGAAAGAAAAAUUGUGCAUAUUGUGUGGAAAGUAGAAAGAAUGAUUUUAAGCAAGAUGUGAACAAAUUACUUAUUUAAAAAAAUCACUUAUUUGGGUAACAACUGAAACUAUAUUCACAUAUACUUAACUCAUCCCUCCUCCAAGGACAAGGUGCUGCCAUGGGGUUUAGCCUGCAGAUAGGGGCAUUGAUUCAGGGACUAGAUGCUGUGGGACCAGUGCUGGCUCCAUACUUUAAAAAGUUGGCUUCUGAGGGUUUAUUCCUAUUCCCUCAAUGAAUCCCAACAUGUGAACCAGAGAAGUCUUCUUGAGGAUUUUUCUCAUUUUCUCAUUUUUAAUCCUCUUUUAGGGUUUAGGAACACAAAAAGUUAUCCAGUGGGGAGCUACAUUUUCCCUCAAGUGAAUUAGAUUAUCUUUCCCUAUCCACCUACACAAGUCUAUCUUAAGGCUGUAGCUGGUUCCUACCUUCAGUAACGUCUCCAUUCUGAAUGGCAAAACCCAAGUCCCUAGUCACUGUCUCAGACUAGCCACCCAGGGUAUUAGAGGAAAAGGGUACAUUUGCUUUUAAAACAAGAAACUACCCCUUUGAGAUUUUACCUGGGAGCCAACCAAGAACCUGAUGGAUUUCUUGGUGAGAUGACUAAGGCCAAAAAUAGUUGUGAAAUGAAAUGUGUGAAAUCAUAUUGUUUUCUUACAGAUAUCAGCUCAGAAGUAGAUACAGGCUUUCUGUCCAGAGGAUGCCAAACUAUAGCUGGCACUACAACAGAAGCCUUCAUAUGAUGGUAGCAAGUGCAAUACUUCUCCCUUAUGGACCUGGUACAGCAGGUCCCGGAACUGGAAGGAAUGGUCUAAGUCACUUGUAUGUUGAGUUACACUUGCUGUGUUGUUCCCAAAGGCAAUCUUUGGGUAGCACAAAAGGAAAACUUACAAAACUUAACUUUUCUGUAGUCAAGUGAGGGAGAAACUAGAGAAGCUCUCAUGGCACCAACUUCUCUGGUAGAGUUCAUUUUUCAUUUAACUUGUCCAAGACCUAUAAGCCAGUAUAGUCCAGUACCCUGAAACAUGUAAAGACUGGUUUUUUCUUUACAUUGCAUUCAGCUUGGUGUUAGCUAACCUUAAAUUUUUUUGUAGAAGUAUUAAAAUUCAGUUAAAGCAGGACAACGUCUCUUCUAAUGAAUGUGUCUGCUUGUCAUUAUUGCUUAUGUUUCUCCCUUUUAAAAUGUUUUUCUUUAACAUUUCCCUUACCCAUCUAUGUUAUUUCACUUUCAUGGAAAAGUUAAAAUUAGCCUGGCACUUUAGGAAACUUGAUAAUUUUUUGCUCUUCUGGCUGCUUUCCGUGCCCUCCUCCUUUUUAAUAUAUACACCCUUACAGAUUUUGUAACAACCAAAUAAAGUUCUAGCAAUAAAUUGAA